Messenger RNA from Dermacentor albipictus, 2484 nucleotides. RefSeq names its product flavin-containing monooxygenase 5-like. Gene Ontology annotation, molecular function: N,N-dimethylaniline monooxygenase activity; NADP binding; flavin adenine dinucleotide binding. The record is from RefSeq and is a predicted model, not a curated record. Lineage: Eukaryota; Metazoa; Arthropoda; Arachnida; Ixodida; Ixodidae.
UCAGCGCCGAAUCGCCUAAGUUCUCAAGCGGCAUGGCGCCAGUAUGACGAAAGCACUUCAAGCCUCGCGCGCCAUAGCGAAAGAAAGCCUCGGCGACGGUGACGCGAUGGGAACCCUCGUCUUCGGACCGCACACUUGUCUUGCGAGGUGCCUUCCUCCGCCUCGGAGUCCCCGUCGACGCGGUGUAUUCGGCGCAGCCUCCAAGGCCCUCGGGGACAAAAAAAAAAUCGCUCCCUCGAAAUAACAGCCCCAACACCGACGUCGCGGGCUUGGCACGGAACGGGAGCAGGCUGCCUGCCGCGCAACCUUUAGAGACACGUGCCUUUGCCUAACUCAUUUGCCAGCUGAAACCGUCGCGGGAGACAAGAUGGCACCCAGCGUGGAAGGGCAAGCUUCGAGCGGGCCCUGCGAGUCCCUUCCGCCGCUCGUGGUGGUGAUCGGCGCCGGGAGCAGCGGACUGCCCACCGUCAAGUCGUGCCUCGAGGAAGGGCUCCGCGUCGUGUGCCUGGAGCGCACGGGCGCCGUGGGCGGCCUGUGGCGCUACACCGACGAGCCCGUGGAAGGGUGCGGCAGCGUGGCGCGCAACACGAUGCUCAACAGCUCCAAGGAGUUCUCGGCCUACAGCGACUUCCCGCCGCACGCCGACAGCCCGAAUUUCAUGCACCACUCCGGCAUGCUGGAAUACCUCACGCGAUACAGCAAGCACUUCGACCUGGAUUCGCACAUCCGUUUCAACCACGUGGUGGAGUCCGUGCGGCGAACGUCGGCGGAUGGAGUCGACAAGACUGACGGCGUUGGCGACAGCGGAGAGCGUCGCUGGACAGUGUCCGGCCGGAAGGCGACCACGGGUGAGGACUUCACGCUCCACGCUGACGCCGUGGUCGUGUGCAGCGGCCACCACGCGGUGCCCAACUGGCCCGAUCUGCCGGGCCUCCGAGACACGUUCCGCGGCCGCGUCGUGCACGCGCACGAAUACCGGAAGGCGUCCAUGUUCGAGGACCGCCGCGUCCUGGUGGUGGGCAUGGGAAACUCUGGCGGGGACAUCGCCGUCGAGCUGAGCUACGUCUGCCCACAGGUGUACAUGAGCACUCGUCGGGGCACCUGGGUGGCCCCUCGUUUGGCGCCGGGUGGCCUUCCCAUGGACGUCACCAUGUGCACCAGGGCUAAGAACACUGCUCGCUCGCUGCUGCCGUUCGACCUCGGAGCUCGAGCCUUCGAGCGGGUCCUCAACGGCCACUUCGACCACAAGAUGUACGGCCUGAAGCCGGCGCACCACGCCACGAAUCAGCAGCUCUUCGUCAACGACGUCCUCCCUUCCCGGAUUCUCACCGGAACGGUGCAGAUUCGAGGCAGCGUGGCUCGGCUGGGCCCGGAUUACGCCGAGUUCCACGACGGCUCGCGCGCGGUCAUCGACGACGUCAUCGUAGCGACGGGAUACUUGAAGCACUACCCGUUCCUGCCGCCCGAGGUAGCUCCAUACGUGCGCGAGGAGCACGUCGAGCUCUACAAGUUCAUCUUCCCCGUGGGGGAGCCGAGCCUCGCAUUCGUGGGCCUGGUGGAUCCCAUCGGUGGGUUCUGGCCCGUGGCCGAGAUGCAGGCCCGCUGCGUGGCCCGAGUGCUCGCCGGCAAGCUACCGCUGCCCGACGCGGAGAGACAGAGGAAAGAGGCGGCACGCAGGGCGUCCGCCUUGGCCGUCGACAGCGCACGCUACGCCGUGCAGGUUCACUGGAUCGCGUACAUGGACGAACUGGCAAGUCUGCUCGGAGUGAAGCCCAACCUGAGCCGUUUGGCGAUCACCGACCCGGUGCUGUACCGCCGGUGCGUGUUCGGGCCCUGCCUGCCUUACCAGUUCCGCCUUGAGGGGCCCCACUCGUGGGAAGGUGCUCGCCAGGCCAUUCUCGAUUCUCCCGAUCGUGUCGCCUCGGUUCUGACUCCCCUCACGGCGCCACAGGACACGCGCCUGCGCAGAGCCACCGCUGGAGCCAUCGACGUAGUGGCCACCUGCACUGUCAUGAUCGUUAUAGCUUAUGUGCUAUCGUUAGCCAUAUGAAAGGAUGUACCAGGACAUGUGUGCUUGCACUGACUAAUGCAAGUGGAGAGUGUCGAGCUGUGAGCGGAUAUUGCCUCGUGUAAGGCGAUGGCGCCAAUUUCUCCGCCAGCGUGGCAACCGAAUGAAUGUGAGAGGUGCUGCUCACCACAAGAGAGCCUUCAAGUUGGACGUGGUGAUUUCGCACCACGACUUACGAGAGCUGUCAAAUGCAUGGAUGCUGUUUUUUCUCCUCCAAUGAUGUUCUUCUGCAGUGGUUUUGCAGGGACUCGUGCUGUGUGUGCCACACCGGGAGUACUAGCCCAGUCAUACGCAACAGUGCCGUACUUUUUUUUAUUCGUUUAGUGCCAAUACUAUGGAGUUUCUCCGUUUAAGAAAUUCUGAUGACUGGUGGAUUUCAUCUUCAAUGGCAUAAUAUAACGUGUCUCGACACAAAA